AUGUCAACACCACAGCCCAGCAACCAUGGUAUCGACCUCAGCACGUUGCGCGACCACCUGGAACAAAUCGCCCUGGAAGCGGGCGUCAUGAUAACCACGGCACACCCAUCCCUGACGUCCACGGCAACAGGGACGAAGAAGAACACCGCAGACCUGGUCACCGAGACGGACCAAGCGGUGGAAGCGUUCAUCUCGGCACGCCUGAAGACGCUGUACCCGACAUUCUCAUUCCUGGGCGAGGAGACGUACCAGCCGGGGAUGAAACUGGGGCCUGAGCCGACGUUCGUGGUGGACCCGAUCGACGGGACGACAAACUUCGUGCACCGCUGGCCGUACGUCAGCAUCAGCCUGGGGUUCGCGGUCGAGCGCGUCCCGACCGUCGGCGUCGUCUUCAACCCGUUCACGCGCAAGCUGUACUCCGGCGUCCGGGGCCAGGGCAGCUCCGUGCGCGAUGUGCCGCUCGACAUCGCUCAGGACCGGGACACGCCGCGGCCACAGAGGCACACCCUCCCGCUCAAGCCGCUCGAGCCCCUGCCAGGCCUCGACAGCAGCCUCAUCGCCAUCGAAUGGGGCUCCGACCGGAGCGGCGCGAACUGGUCCACCAAGUGCAACACGUGGGCGCGGCUCGGGCGUGACAAAUCCGAAGGAGGUGCCAUGGUGCACAGUGUGCGCGCCUUGGGGUCGGGGGCGUUGAAUCUGUGUGCUGUCGCGGAGGGGACCAUCGACGCUUACUGGGAGGGCGGGUGUUGGGCCUGGGAUGUCUGUGCCGGCUGGGUCGUCCUCACCGAGGCGGGAGGCAUUGUCGUGGAUGGGAACCCGGGGGUUUGGGGACGCGAGAUCCCUGUCGAUCACAGGAAGUAUCUUGCCGUUAAAGGGGCGAGGGAUGGAGAGGGCCAGAAGGAGUUUGUGGAGGAUUUUUGGCGGAAUAUUGAGGGCGUUAUGGUUUACGAGCAUUGA
Molecule: messenger RNA, 957 nt
Organism: Exophiala bonariae
Lineage: Eukaryota; Fungi; Ascomycota; Eurotiomycetes; Chaetothyriales; Herpotrichiellaceae
Exons: 1
Coding region: 1-957 (318 amino acids)
Biological process (GO): signal transduction; inositol metabolic process; phosphatidylinositol phosphate biosynthetic process
Molecular function (GO): inositol monophosphate 1-phosphatase activity
Source: RefSeq, a predicted model, not a curated record